CUGGUUUCAGUCCCCAAAGCCACAUUUCCCGGUGUCAGUGCAGCCGGCCGGGCUGUUUAUUUUAGGAAACCCAUUUGCACACGCCCUUAUAGGCAGAGACAGGCUCUGCACCCACAUUCUUCAAAAGAAGAGAAGCCAGGAUGAAGAGCUCUUUGUUGCUGUGCGUGGCCUUGGCCAUCUCCUUGGGGAUCAUCCUUGUGGCAGGGUACCCUCUGGAGCCCAAGGAUGAGGAGUAUGUGCUGGUCAAUAACAAGUGUCAGUGUGUGACAAUGACCUCCAAGAUCGUCCCCUCCAAAGAAGACCCUGAUCAAGAAGUCCUGGAAAGACACAUACGUAUCCUAGUCCCCCUGAAGGCUCGAGAGAACAUCUCUGACCCCUUGUCCCCACUGAGAACCAAGUUUGUCUACAGAAUCUCUGAACUCUGCAGAAACUGCAGUCCUGUAGAGGUUGAUCUGGGUGGGAGGAUCGUCCAGGCCCAGCAGGGCAACUUCUGUGAUGAAGCCCAGACCUGCUACACCUACGACAGAGAGCAGUGCUACAGCUCCCCCGUGCCCUUCCUGUACCAAGGGGAGGUGAAACGUGUCCCAGCAGCUCUGACACCCACAUCCUGCUAUGCUGAUUAGGUGAACCCCUGCUGUGCUGAAGCCUGGCUGCACUCCCUGUUCCCAUCCCAGAUACAGGUGUAGCAAUGUAGUACUUGGGUGACAGUGUCCCAAAUACCAGUCCUUACAGCAAUGCCAGCUUGUCUCUCCAUAUUUUCAGCAUGAGACUAGUGCCAUCUCCCAAGAACAGCUCCUGGUUGUCAUCAACUCUGUUCUCAUACCUGCAAUGCCAGUACAUGUCUCAGACAUGAUCACUGUAUAGACCACAGAUACAAAUCAGCGAUCCCCUUGAAGCCAAGGGAACCACACUGAUUUACAGCUCUGGGGAACCUGUCCUUGACAGUCUCCUGUGUGUCUCCACCUGAGCAAGGCUGCCACAGACAUCAGCAGGAAUGUCUGUGCACUUCCCGAGCCAUCUAAAGCAAACCUCUGCAUUCCCUUCAUGCAAGGCCCUUUGAUGACAUUAGCAGGAUUUGUGCCACCCUUAGAAGGCUGUUGUACAACCAUAUUUUAGGGAUGGGAGUUCACAUUUCAAAGUUAUUUUACAAUUGAUCAUCCUAGACCCUUCUAGUACUUGGACAUCUGCAAGCUUUUAGUUCUCACAGAUUCAGAGAAGAUCAAAAGAUGCCGCUACCCUGAAGUGUUUUGCAAAGUUGCCAAGACCUCAGCUGUGCCAGGAACAGCCAAAUCUUCCGGGAGAUGUUGGGCAGUUCACUUCCCAUGCUGCUUCACUGCUACUGCUGCCUUCUUCCACCCCUGCUCCCACUUGAAUUGUUGAAAAAAAAAAAAUCAACUUGGCUCAAGUUUCUUUUCUUCCUUGCUUUGUAUUUAAAGCUUCAAAAAAUUAUAUGAAGGGGGACAUUAAGUGCAAGAGCAGGACCCUGGUUUGGGAUUCAGAAUUGGAGUAACGAAAUAGCAAAAACCUUAUUCCUAUAAUUGUAGCUUUAUUAGUGAAAUAUUCAAUAAAAUUUUGUCUGCAUCAGUC
Corapipo altera (White-ruffed manakin) is the source of this 1587-nucleotide messenger RNA. It is a transcript of the gene JCHAIN, whose product is annotated as joining chain of multimeric IgA and IgM. The transcript is spliced from 4 exons. Gene Ontology annotation, cellular component: pentameric IgM immunoglobulin complex. Gene Ontology annotation, molecular function: immunoglobulin receptor binding. The record is from RefSeq and is a predicted model, not a curated record. Gene Ontology annotation, biological process: humoral immune response. Bases 141 to 623 code for a protein of 160 amino acids. Lineage: Eukaryota; Metazoa; Chordata; Aves; Passeriformes; Pipridae.